Molecule: messenger RNA, 1122 nt
Organism: Episyrphus balteatus (marmalade hoverfly)
Lineage: Eukaryota; Metazoa; Arthropoda; Insecta; Diptera; Syrphidae
Product: dnaJ homolog subfamily C member 13-like
Exons: 3
Coding region: 364-729 (121 amino acids)
Source: RefSeq, a predicted model, not a curated record
CCAAACCUCAGUAGUUUAGGGGAAAUUACAACCACCAACAAAGUCUUUACUUUGUAGAUGUAUGUGUUUCCUUAUUUACCAAAACCUCUCCCCUCAAAAUAUUGUAGUUUUGUUUCUCCUGAAAAAAAUAAAUUCUUUGGUAAAUGGGAGGAAAAGAGUGCGAUGUAUGCAAUGCUCAAGGUUUUCUCUCUUUUGUAAUGGCGGCUCGCCAUUUUCCUGCAUUUCUAGUGAAACCUUGAUAGCCACAGCAACAUUAGCUAAGCAAAAAAAAACAUUUCUGUGCUCCAAAAUAAAACAAUUUAAUUUGAAAAAAUAAAUAUCGUCUUAAUCAGUGUUAUUUGUGAGAAUUAUUUUCAAUACACAAUGUGUAGUAGCACAAAUUCUUCGGCACGCCACAAAAAUUCCACCACCAUUUCUUUCCAUCAUCAAAAUGCACAACCUCAGCCUUGUGCAUUCAGAAAAAUUAAAAUAAAAAAAAAUUAUACAAAAACCACCACCCAUGGAUUUGGAAAAUAUAGUGGAGAUCAAUUCCAGACAUCAAUGACUGAGUUUACAGUUCGAAAUUUUCCUCCACGCCAUCCAGAACGAGUGAAACGAAUCUUAUGUUUAGUAGAGGCUACAAUACCUGAGUGUGAUCCACAGACUUGUAGUGUCUGCACCCUCCGACCACUUGUUGAUGUGUUCGCUCUAAUCCAAACAACAUUCAACAAUAUUCUAUGUCGAGUAUAAAAAUGACGUCAGAGACUCCUUGCCCGCCACACUAUUGGAUGAAGUCCGUUCGAGUGGCAAUCAAGAUGUGCAAGUUCGUAUUACAAAUAAAUUGCGAGGAAAGCAUUUUGUUCCCCUCAACAGUUGUGUGCAUGAAGCGACUCUCCUUCGUUUAGUGACAAAGAAUUUCCAAAAUUCCUCACGUAGAUGUAAGAUUUAAGAGAAAUUCAACGCCAACAUUCCUCAUAGAAGUCUGAAGUAAAGUGUCACACAAGACGUUCAUGUUUUGAUAUACAAUUCGACUGAAUAAAUCUAAAUCUCUAACCAAAGUUUUAACUUCAGAGUUUAUUUGUAAUUUCAUUUGUAGUUUCAAAAGGUUUAGAUUUACUAGGAACAAACUACUUCUCUUAUGUA